CACGUCGCAAUGCGCCGCUUGCAUGACGGCGGCAUAGGCGUCAAGAGGAUCACCGCAGCCUUGAGCCGCUCCACGGACACCGUCUCGAAGCACCUGUUCAAAAAGAACGCGACCAAGAAGUCCAAGGGCCGCUCGAAGCAUUCCAUCCGCACCCCAAAAGGGUUGUUCGCGGCUCAGCGCGCUUGCAAGAAGCUUCUCAAGUCCUCUAGCGGCACAAAGGAAGUGACGGCAGCCAUGCUGAAGUCUGAGAUGAAAUUGAAAUUCUUCCACCCGCUGCGCGAGAAACCUGACCUUUCGGACGGGAACGCGAAGGAGCGCCUGCUGUGCGCCCGCGAGCGCAAGCGCCGGGGUCCCAGCCAGUGGUCGCAGUACAUCCACGCGUGCAUGGGCAUCAAGGUGUUCCAGGUGCUGCCCAUUGCGAAGUGCAGGAAUGUGGCGUCGAAACGCAAGGUUCGCGGGGCUUGCAGGAAGCGUGAGCGGGACUUCUCUGUGGGCCGCGUCAAGCCGAACAACCGUAAGGGUCUGAAGCAGAGUUCGGGCAAGGGCCGCGUGACCAUCGCGCGCGCCAUCGGCGCGGGCAAGGCGUUGAUGGGGCACCAGAUGUUCGGCGGCAGGGCAUGCCCAUCCGUGCGCGGCAAGUUCCGCGUCGUGGAAGUCAACGACCCCGCGGGCAACAAAUCUCGCCUGGGCAUGGCGGCGAAGAAGUCCGCUGGCAUCCAGACGUUGGACUUGCCGAAGCGGCCCCUUGAUUUGAUGCCGCUUGAUUUCGCCGGCGCAUGA
Messenger RNA from Prorocentrum cordatum, 780 nucleotides. The record is from the annotation of a GenBank genome assembly. Lineage: Eukaryota; Dinophyceae; Prorocentrales; Prorocentraceae.